AUUUCUCUGACUGAACUUCUGCUCUUCAUUUUUCACAGCGUCACUUCAGUUUAACUUCAUCCAAAUGAGGACUUUGACACUGCAGAUAUUUGGGCUUCUGUUCAUCAGCCUCAACAGAGCACAUGGACUCAACCAGUUUCCAGAAAACUUUGUGGUGGCAAAAAGAAACAACGAAAAUCCAGUCACACUAACCUGCGACACGGAGACCGACGGCGCCGUCACAUGGAAGUUUCACGGUGAAGUGAUGGAGGACGUCGUUCUACAGGCCAAUGUCCAGCAGGACGGUCGAACUCUGACCGUGUCAGACGUAGAUACGCCCAUGCUGGGACAAUACAGCUGCUGGAGAGGAGGAGAGAUGCUAUCAUCAACCUAUCUGCUGCUGGAGGCUGAGGAGGAAGAUGAGUUAGGUUCUCCCAUCCUAUGUCGGGCAAAGUCUUAUGACUGUAGGUUCAUGUGUAAGUGGAUCAACAGUGGAUACAAAGCAGUGCGCUUAGGCCUGGGCCAAAACUGCACUGAAGGUGGGAGGUCGUGUCACUGGGUCAGCAGCAGUGAUGAGCUCCCAGACGGGGGAUUCCAGUUUGAGCUGUCCCAUUCCCUCUCACCCUUUGCUGAGGAAAGCACCAUGCUUGAAGUCACUGCUGAGGCGUUCACUGACCUCUCCAUCCUCAGGGCAACAAAGAGAUUUUAUCUCAGAGAUAUUGUUCAACCCGAUAGUCCCCAGAAUGUCAGGUGUCAGAAGGUGGAGCAGGCCCUGAACGUGACCAUUGAUCCACCGUCCAGCUGGUCGGUUCCUCACAGCUUCUUCGGCCUGGAACAUGAGAUUGAGUACAUGUUGAAAGAUAACGGAAAGACUGAACGUUCUUCAUCCGCUCUGAUCACGAAGAGGAUAAGCAAGCUGAGGGUUCGCUGCAGAGACUCGCUGGUGCUCUCCACCUGGAGCCAGUGGACUCCCUGGAAAAAUGUAACCUACUGA
Chelmon rostratus (copperband butterflyfish) is the source of this 973-nucleotide messenger RNA. RefSeq names its product interleukin-12 subunit beta (gene il12b2). The coding region runs from base 65 to 973 and encodes 302 amino acids. The transcript has 7 exons. Gene Ontology annotation, molecular function: protein binding. NCBI's taxonomy places the organism in Eukaryota, Metazoa, Chordata, Actinopteri, Chaetodontiformes, Chaetodontidae. The record is from RefSeq and is a predicted model, not a curated record.